AUGGGUCACUACACUCUACCCAUCUGCUCUCCUCCUUUACAGACACGCAUUGAGUGCAUUUUAUUGAACGACGUUGACUCGCAUGAUAAAAGUUACCUCCACUUAGGAGGACUCCGUACUGCUCUAUACAACUAUCUUCUGGCCAAGUCAAGCAAUGGGUCUUUCAUCCUGCGCAUUGAAGACACAGACAGUAACCGGUUUGUGCCUGGUGCUGCUGAAUCUCUGUACAAUAUGCUCAAAUGGGCACAAAUUUUGCCUAAUGAAGGGUAUGGUAUAGGUGGAUCAAGAGGACCUUAUGUGCAAAGUGAAAGAAGGCAUCUUUAUCAGAAAUAUGCGUUGGAGCUAGUGGAACUUGGUUCUGCUUACAGAUGUUUCUGUUCCCCAAUGAGGCUUGAAAUUGUGCGGAAGGAGAGUCACAAGACUGGCUACACAGCUGCUUAUGACAACAGGUGUCGAUGGCUCACCAAAGCAAAGUCAGAUGAACUUCUAUCACAAGGCACGCCAUAUUGCAUACGAUUGAAGUUAGCCGAAGUACCCCCGUGGCAAGACACUGUGUAUGGUUCAGUCUACCAUGCGGUCCAACAAGAAGCCGACCCUGUCAUCCUGAAAACUGAUGGACAAGCGACCUACCACCUAGCAAAUGUGGUGGACGACCACCUUAUGGGCAUCACUCACGUGGUCAGGGGUGACGAGUGGUUAUUGUCCACUCCUAAGCACCUUUUAAUGUACAGAAUGUUUGACUGGAGAGCCCCUGUAUAUGCUCACUUGCCCCUGCUACUCAACACUGAUGGCUCCAAGCUCUCCAAGCGCCAGGACAACCUCAGGGUGGAAGAACUGCGGCGUGCAGGACACUCAGCUCGUACCCUCAUCAACCUGGUACUGGGCAGCGGCUUCAGGGGCAGAGAUCAGGACACCAUAUAUAGCCUUGAUCAGCUCGUUGAUAUGUUCUCCCUGAAUUGCGUGACGAAGCAGAACGCAAAGGUUGACAUGGACCGCCUGAGUAGCUUGAGUCAAGCAGAUUUCAUCCGCAGUGUUUCUGAUGCUGCCGAGAAAUCAGACACGGUGCAACGCUUGCAGUCUAUGGUCCGGGAACAAUUUGGAGACGGCAGCCCUGCUGCAGAUAGUAGCUACGUUAGCCGAGUGCUGGACGCGUUUCUAUCACGUCCAGUAGACCGACUGAGUCAGCUACUGGACCAGGACCGAGCAUAUCUCUGGGCCUCUCCCCAACCCUUGCAUCUCUCCGACCACCAACGUCUGGUCGUGCAGGCAACCCAUGACGCUUUGGUAAGCGUCGAUGCAAGUAACUUCAACAAAACUCAAAUUCGCGAGCAACUUCAAGCUGCGCAGAAGCUGCUGCAACCUCCUGUUAAAACCGCCGCUUUUAUGCAGCUUCUGCGAGAAGUGCUCUGUGGCACCAAGCAAGGAGAACCUGUGGCUGAAGUGCUAGAGAUUCUAGGGCGGCAAGAAUCACUCCGACGGCUUCACAACGUUCUUUAAUUAAAAUCCCCAAUAAAUUAUAAAUUAUGCGACCGGCAUAAAUGGUCAGUACGCUUGAAAGAUAUGAAUUAGGUCAAGUAUGUAGAGGAAAUCUGUAUUAAAUUCUCGUCAGUGAUUAAUCAUGUUCCAUUUACUGUUAAUUGUUACAGUUAAAAGAUGAUUUGAAAGCUACUACAUUGAAUAAAAGAAUCAUCUGGAAAAGUUCAAUUUCUGCUUGAACAACGAACAGUUCUUUAGUUGCCUGAUUUAUAGUCAUAGUAACUAGUAAGCAUCGUAGUUUAAUAAAAGCGAAAACUGAUUCGUUUAAUAUCUUCAAAGUUGACCCAUUUUUUCACCGCCACAAUGAAAAGUUAGGUUCCCGCAGGUACAGACACCGAUAAAAAUUUCCUGUGGAAACUUAAAUGAAACUUAACGCGUUCCGUAACGCGUUGUUAUUUGUGUGCAUCUUGAUGAUGGACUUCCAAGUUUAUUAAUAAUUGCACUCCCAGUUUUCUUUUUGAAUCUAUUGUAGUUUCAAUGAACAUGUGCACAUAAAUAAACUUAUGUUAACCCC
This is a messenger RNA of Hyalella azteca, 2050 nucleotides long. It is a transcript of the gene GluRS-m, whose product is annotated as probable glutamate--tRNA ligase, mitochondrial. Gene Ontology annotation, biological process: glutamyl-tRNA aminoacylation. The record is from RefSeq and is a predicted model, not a curated record. Lineage: Eukaryota; Metazoa; Arthropoda; Malacostraca; Amphipoda; Hyalellidae. The transcript has 11 exons. Gene Ontology annotation, molecular function: glutamate-tRNA ligase activity; ATP binding; tRNA binding. Bases 1 to 1497 code for a protein of 498 amino acids.